Molecule: messenger RNA, 1012 nt
Organism: Diospyros lotus (date-plum)
Lineage: Eukaryota; Viridiplantae; Streptophyta; Magnoliopsida; Ericales; Ebenaceae
Product: constitutive photomorphogenesis protein 10
Exons: 4
Coding region: 181-687 (168 amino acids)
Biological process (GO): protein polyubiquitination
Cellular component (GO): nucleus
Molecular function (GO): ubiquitin conjugating enzyme activity
Source: RefSeq, a predicted model, not a curated record
GAAUGGGAUGAAAUCCACAUUUGGCUCUUGCAUUCAUAUCCACGUUUGGCUCCUUCAACCGUAUGAUCUAAUUUCGAAUCUUUGUGUAACUGCAAGAGCCGAAUCUAAGAUUUCACCCAGUUGAACCGCUGAUAUCGGACUCGGACAAAAAAUCCCGGUAGUUGCAGUUGGUUGGUGACGAUGAACUCCAUAGGGACGUCGGGUGGAGGAGGGAGAUCAUGGGCCUCGACGACGUCGGUGUCGGCGUCGGUCAAGAGAAUACAAAAGGAGAUGGCCGACCUCCACGCUCAUCCACCUUCCGAUUGUUCUGCUGGCCCCAAAGGCGACAAUCUUUUCCACUGGAUCGCCACAAUCAUUGGCCCUCCUGGAACACCAUAUGAAGGAGGCAUAUUCUUUCUUGACAUAACUUUUCCGAAUGAUUACCCAUUCAAACCUCCCAAGGUGGUAUUCAAAACUCGUAUCUAUCACUGCAACGUUGAUUCAGCUGGCAAUGUUAGUUUGGAUAUUUUCAAAGAAGGUUGGAGCCCAGCUCUGACAAUCUCAAAGGUGCUUCUAGCAAUUAGAGCUAUUUUCACAAACCCUGACCCCUAUAAUCCAGCGGUUGCUGGCAUUGCCCACUUGUACUUGGCAGAUAGAUCUAAACAUGAUGAAAUAACCGCAGAGUGGACACUGCGAUUUGCAAGGUAAAAUUUGAUACAGCAGCAUCCAGCUCUAGGAUUUCACCCAUCUAUCUACCACGAUGCUACUAUGCAAGCUAAAUGGAGUCUCAUCUGUAAAAGCAAUCCCCUUGUUUUGCCUAGCGAUCCCACCAUCACCAUGUACAAUCAAUGACAUCUAUGUUGCGACUUGCAAAUACUCAGUAGGCCUUUUGUUAUGCUGCUGCUGCUUCUCUGUCGUUGUAUCAUUGUCGUCUUCAAGGAGGAAGUUGGUACUUCUUGGUGGCAGCACCAAUGUUCCAACUUAAACAACACGCGUUCUUUAUCUUGAAAUAAUUCAUGCAAGUAUUUCUAGA